This is a messenger RNA of Sus scrofa (pig), 875 nucleotides long. NCBI's taxonomy places the organism in Eukaryota, Metazoa, Chordata, Mammalia, Artiodactyla, Suidae. The record is from RefSeq and is a predicted model, not a curated record.
GUACCGAGUGACGGGCACUAGGAGCAGUUCCGGUGAGUCCCGGGAAGGGAUCCCCGGCCACUUGGAGGGAUACCGGACAGAGAACUGGCGCCCACGGAGAGUGGGCGGAGCGGGACCGAGGCUCGUAUUCUCUGCCCUGCAGAUGACUGUCCACAAUCUGUACCUGUUUGACCGGAAUGGAGUGUGUCUGCAUUACAGCGAGUGGCACCGCAAGAAACAAGCGGGGAUCCCCAAGGAGGAGGAGUACAAGCUGAUGUACGGGAUGCUCUUCUCAAUCCGCUCCUUUGUCAGCAAGAUGUCCCCGCUAGACAUGAAGGAUGGCUUCCUGGCCUUCCAGACUAGCCGUUACAAGCUCCAUUACUACGAGACGCCCACUGGGAUCAAAGUUGUCAUGAAUACUGACCUGGGCGUGGGACCCAUCCGAGAUGUGCUGCACCACAUCUACAGUGCGCUGUACGUGGAGCUGGUGGUGAAGAAUCCCCUGUGCCCAUUGGGCCAAACUGUGCAAAGUGAGCUCUUCCGCUCCCGCCUGGACUCCUAUGUACGCUCUCUGCCCUUCUUCUCUGCCCGCGCUGGCUGAAGGAAGCACGCGAUCUCUCCCUCAGAAGAAUCCCUGUUUGGGCCCUUCUCGUUUCACCUGAGGGCCCCUAUUGCAAGCCCCUCUGCUCCAGCCCCCACUCCACUCAUCCUGUCAAGCCCUUCUGCAGCCCUCCCAGGAGAACCAGCCUAAAGCCCUCCCUGGUGCCAUUUCCCACCCCCAUCACAGGAAGGAAGCCUGCAGGAGUCCCUCCAUCUCCAAACCAGGUCCUCUCUCCAGUUUUAUCCCCUACCUGUCACUGUGAGAAGUACAGAAUAAACUUUUUGGCACCCUCUGA